AUGAAAGUUUGGUCCCGUAAUCGCAACACUAGAGAUGGAGGAGUUGAAUUCGUACAUCGAAAGCUGCCACACAAUCAAAGCACUAUUGCCGGAAUGUUCAAUGAGUGCGAAGUGGAAGCAAUACGAAGUGCAGUUGGCUCGAUGACUACACGUGGCAGUGAUGCUGGAGAAGGAAAAGCCACAUCUUCAGACCCAACACCGGUCACAGAGUGCGCGUUCAAGGCCUGCAGUGAUUCGCUUCGAAAACGCAUAGACGACACUAUAGCACUUCUGGAGAAGGAUAAAACUUUGACGGGGAAUUUCAUCAAAGCUAUCGAAGCGCUCAGAGAAAAGGAAGUUCUCUUUUUUGAAAAGAUCGAUUGCGGCAGUUUCAAGGAAUCCCGAGAUUUCCUAUUGCCAAGUGAUACUAAUGUCUACACUUUGCUUGCCGUUGUAUGGCGUCUCAGUCGCUUAAAUUUUUUCGAGCCCGAUUUCGGUUCCAACAUGCUCGGUAUGUUGAUGACUCUAAAAGAGUCAUUGCGUCAAGCCGAGAUUGUCAGAGACACUACGAAUCGGGCUGUCGAAGAUCCUCAAUGUCGACCCGAAGCUGCAUUUAAGCUUCGCGCUCUCGCUGACUGUGCCAAAUGGGAACGUGACCAGUCACGUGACUUGAUUAAGGAAUAUCUACCGAUACCAUGACAUCAAGUUGAUAUCUUCCUGUACUCUACAUCUGCUAUUAUGUUGUAUCGCACUACGUACCGCACUCCACCUUGCAUUAUUAUAGCAGUGGUAGAGUUGUUACCAUAUACACUCGUGAGUUACUCGUCAAAGAAGUGACAUUCCCACAAGGCUAUAUUCGUUUCUGUAUUUUGUGAC
Molecule: messenger RNA, 855 nt
Organism: Cylicocyclus nassatus
Lineage: Eukaryota; Metazoa; Nematoda; Chromadorea; Rhabditida; Strongylidae
Source: the annotation of a GenBank genome assembly